Mobula hypostoma (lesser devil ray) is the source of this 9430-nucleotide messenger RNA. It is a transcript of the gene mast2, whose product is annotated as microtubule associated serine/threonine kinase 2. The transcript has 28 exons. Gene Ontology annotation, biological process: peptidyl-serine phosphorylation; intracellular signal transduction; cytoskeleton organization. The coding region runs from base 2333 to 7990 and encodes 1885 amino acids. The record is from RefSeq and is a predicted model, not a curated record. Gene Ontology annotation, molecular function: protein serine/threonine kinase activity; magnesium ion binding; protein binding. Gene Ontology annotation, cellular component: microtubule cytoskeleton. Lineage: Eukaryota; Metazoa; Chordata; Chondrichthyes; Myliobatiformes; Myliobatidae.
CAAUACCAUAACUUGAUGAAGAACAGUCCAUUGCACAGUAAAAUGUUCAAAGUCCCUCAAAUGUCCCACAUCUCACGCAGACGGGAGAAGGAAGAAAACUCUCCCUGCCAUGCCCGACCACAGUCCGACUCUUGAGUCGUCCGAAAACCUUGAGCCUCCGAUCAGCCCUCUGACACCGAGUACCGAGCACCAUCUCUAUUCCAACGAUUCAACCUCAAUCUUGGUCGCCAGCAGCAGGCAAAGCCAGGGAUUUUGGGGCCUUCCCUCCUGAAGAUUCUCGAUCGCCCAGUAACAGUGGCAGCGAACCUGUGUUUCAGAAAUUUCUCCAGAUGUUCCUCUGUGCUUUCACGUCUGUCUCCAUCAAAUCAGAAUUGUCCACGGCCCCUAUUUAACGGAUACAAUAUCAUUUUCACUGGAGGGCUGUGCGCGCAUGGCGCGCUGCUAUCUUCUCCUCCCGCUUUCCUCCUCCCUCCAAUAUUAACAAUUGAAGGUAAUUGUUAAUAUUCUGCAGGCUGAUUACAGAAAUUUCAGGAAAAUCUCAGCAUUAAAUUUUUAAAGCAUUUGCUGAUCUCAAAUCUAACAUCAAAACAAGUCUACGAUGCUGAAUGUUUUUGUACCUAACCGAACAGCAUUACGUUUUUUAGAGAGUCGCUGAUGAAACUCUAACAUGAGAACAAGUCUAGAGUGAUGGUUUUUAUACCUUACAUAAGGCCCUCAAAAGAGUAAAAUACGAAUACCGUGUAUUGUUACCUUUUAACUGAAACACAGCAUUGUAGGUGGGGACUGAAAGCUUGCUGUUAUUUGUUGUUCAACAGCAACUUCAGGUAUUCUCUAGAUGCUUCUUCUGUUAACCUGCACACAUUAUAUUUUGUAUUUUCAUUAUAUUAAUGGUAUAUAAUCAUUUUUAAGGUUAAUCACGUUUGUGUGAUGAACAAGUGUAAGACAAAGACUGCUUACUGGUUGCACAUAAAUUGAGUCGGAAAUGAUGGUGAUCCCAAGCUAGCUCUUUAUAUAUUCCAAAAAUCUGAAAACAUCUGAAAUCCAAAGCACUCCCAGCCCCAAGCAUUUUGGAUAAGGUGUACUCAAACUGUAUUCCAAAAUCUGAAAUCUAAAGCGCUUCUGGGCCCAAAACAUUUCGGUUAAGGGGUGCUUAACCUGUACUUGUGCAAACAAUAAACUUGACUUUGAUAUAGACAUGCUUUCAAUGUGCAAAUUUAACUCUGCUUUCCGAUCUGUUUUUCUUAGAAUCAACUUUUACAUUAGAAAAUACUCCCCAUUGAUUUUAAUAGGAUGUGGAAUUGGUUUCUCACAAAUUGAAAGCACACUUCAGAACAAAACAUUUAGAAAACUGUCAUAUUUGUGGAUUGUGCGAUAUUUGUGACACAAGAAGUGUGGAAUGAAUGAGACUGAGCCAAAGGAACAGGGAGUUUCUCUCAGCAGCAUGAACAGACUAGCUUGUAUAAUUUAGGCAAAUCUUUCUAUGCUUGCAUGCGGUUGGUUGGCUGGUUGGCUGACUGCUUGCAUUCAGUUGUUUUCAACAGCAGAUGGGGAGGAAGUGCUACUGCUCACUGACUGGAUCUGCAACAAACGGACUGCCUGCCAUAACGGAACAAGAUAUGCAGGCUGAACAUUUAGUGCACUUUGGAUUUGUCUUGCAUAUUAUUACUCUGAAUCGUGGUUGAGCUUCCAAAUGAAUUCAGCUAGCUUAGCUUAUAUAUUUCCAGAAAUCUCAUUUGAACAAUCACUUUGUAGUGUGACUUCAAAUCUGAAGAGAGUGGAAAAGAAGAAUCUUUUGUACUGGGGGAAAAUACAAGUCUGAAAGAGAGAAAUCUGAUUAAAAAGGCUAUAUCGACGGUGCCCUCAUGUUGAAGUGACUUGGAAACGGAUCCCGGGUUCUGACUGUAAUUUGCACAUGGGAAUAGCUACUGGCUAUUUGCCAAGUCUGCUUUCCCAUUAACACUGACAAUUCAGAGGUGCUGCGACAUUGAGAUGGACUCACCAGCAAAACUAGUGAAUGAAUUACUGCAACGUCAGAUCGCAUAUGUCUCAGCUGCUCAGAUGAGAGGAAAAAGCCCUGCUUAAGUGACCUGUACAGCACAGACCCAAUUCCGGUCAAGAAGGACGUGGAUUUGUGCAGCACGAACUCCAAAAGAACAAGAAUCCUCACGGAAAUGAGGAAUGAAGUCCGGUAGCUCUGGCUGCUUAGAAAUAGAAAUAAUUUAUUUGCCAGUCUGUCUGCUGCUGAUGUGAGAGACUGGCUAACAAGCUGUUAAUUCAGUUUGUGUGUGUUUGCAUACUGGCAUGAACUGUGGAUUUUCAUUUGACUUGUAUCAUGGAUGAUUCGAGUAUUUUGAGGCGGAGAGGACUGCAGAAAGAAUUGAGUUUACCAAGAAAAGGAAGCUUUUGCCGUACAAAUAACCGGAAGAGCCUAAUUGUGACUUCGAGCACUUCACCAACACUACCACGUCCACAUUCACCACUGCCAGGGCACACAGGUGGCAGUCCCCUCGACAGUCCAAGGAAUUUUUCUCCCAAUGCAGCAGCUCAUUUUUCAUUCAUACCAGCACGAAGCCAUGGUCACAGAGCUGACAGGACUGAUGGACGCCGGUGGUCCUUGGCCUCCUUGCCAUCUUCUGGAUAUGGAACUAAUACACCCAGUUCCACAGUCUCUUCAUCCUGCUCGUCACAGGAGAAACUUCACCAGCUGCCAUAUCAGCCAACAGCCGAUGAACUGCAUUUCCUCAGCAAGCACUUCAGCACUGAGAGCAUCACAGACGAUGAUGGACGACAGUCUCCAACCAUGCGUCCUCGAUCACGUAGCCUCAGCAGUCCCGGAAGAUCCCCUUGUUUCUAUGACAAUGAGAUAGUAAUGAUGAACCAUGUGUAUAAAGAAAGAUUUCCCAAGGCCACGGCUCAAAUGGAAGAGAACCUCCAGGAGUUCAUCAAAUCCAGUGCUCCAGAGAAUGUGUUGCCGUUAGCUGAUGGAGUUCUCAGCUUCAUCCACCACCAGGUGAUUGAGCUCGCUAGGGACUGCCUGGCUAAAUCCCGAGAUGGCCUUAUCACUUCCAGAUAUUUCUUUGAGCUGCAAGAGAAUUUAGAGAGGCUUCUGCAAGAUGCACACGAGCGGUCUGAGAGUUCAGAGGUGACAUUUGUUACUCAGCUGGUGAAGAAACUGAUGAUCAUUAUUGCCCGGCCGGCACGGCUGCUAGAGUGUCUGGAGUUUGAUCCUGAAGAAUUUUAUCAUUUAUUGGAAGCAGCUGAAGGCCAUGCUAAAGAAGGACAAGGAAUCAAAUCUGAUAUCCCACGCUAUAUUAUCAGUCAGCUGGGGCUCACCAGAGAUCCCUUGGAGGAAAUGGCCCAGUUAACCAGCUAUGACAGUGGCAGUACAGAGCCCCCAGAAACUGAUGAUUCUCUAGAAGGUCGUGGUGCUACAUUUAACACAAAGAAAACCCCAUGCGAGGAAGACUUUGAAAACCUAAAGCUGAUUAGCAAUGGAGCCUAUGGAGCGGUCCAUCUUGUGAGACAUAAGGAAACACGACAAAGGUUUGCUAUGAAGAAAAUUAACAAGCAGAAUCUCAUUCUACGGAACCAAAUCCAACAAGCAUUUGUUGAAAGAGAUAUCCUGACCUUUGCAGAAAACCCUUUUGUUGUAAGCAUGUUCUGCUCUUUUGAGACAAAACGACAUCUUUGUAUGGUGAUUGAAUAUGUUGAAGGUGGGGACUGUGCAACUUUACUGAAGAAUAUUGGUGCUCUGCCUGUUGAAAUGGCCAGGAUGUAUUUUGCAGAAACUGUACUAGCUUUAGAAUAUCUGCACAAUUAUGGUGUUGUUCAUCGAGACCUCAAGCCAGACAACCUUCUUAUCACUUCAAUGGGUCACAUCAAGCUGACAGACUUUGGACUUUCGAAGAUUGGUCUGAUGAGUCUCACAACCAAUUUAUAUGAAGGACACAUUGAAAAAGAUGCAAGAGAAUUUCUUGAUAAGCAGGUUUGUGGAACUCCGGAGUACAUUGCUCCUGAAGUGAUACUACGACAGGGCUAUGGGAAACCGGUGGAUUGGUGGGCCAUGGGAAUAAUCCUAUAUGAAUUUCUGGUAGGAUGUGUUCCAUUUUUUGGAGAUACUCCAGAAGAACUAUUUGGACAAGUAAUUAGUGAUCAGAUAGCUUGGCCUGAUGGAGAAGAAGCUUUGCCACCUGAUGCUGAAGACCUCAUCUCAAAAUUGCUCAGGCAAAAUCCAUUAGAACGGCUGGGUACAGGAAGUGCUUAUGAAGUUAAGCAGCAUCGGUUCUUCUCAGAUUUGGAUUGGAAUACUCUGCUGCGUCAGAAGGCAGAAUUUAUUCCUCAGCUUGAGUCGGAAGAUGACACUAGUUACUUUGAUACCCGAUCAGACAGGUACCACCAUCUUGAUUCUGAUGAAGAAGAUGACACCAAUGAUGAUGACCAUGUAGAAAUUAAGCAGUUCUCAUCGUGUUCACCGAGAUUCAGCAAGGUUUACAGUAGCAUGGAACGGCUUUCACUUCACGAAGAGAAAAAAACACCCCCUCCAACCAAACGCAGCUUCAGUGAAGAGAAGGAGGACAGGGUAGACAGGUUGGAUGGGCUUAGUGGCCUGAAGACACGGGACAGGAGCUGGAUAAUUGGCUCUCCUGAAAUUAUCAGAAAACGCAUGUCAUUAUCAGAAUCUUCCCACACUGAAAGUGAUUCGAGCCCUCCGCUAACAGUGAGACGCCGUUGUUCAACUCUAAUAGAGAUGCCACGCUUUUCUAUAUAUGGAGACGAAGAAGGAAAGAAGCAACAAGCUACCAGGACAAGAGAGGAAGUGUCCUUAACUAUUCCAGAACAGCCUACUGAGAAAGACCUUACUCUGCAAGUGGAUGUUAUCCCUGCCACACCUCCCUCAACAAUGAGUAAUACCAGCAGCUCGACUUUGACAGCCAGCAGCACUGCUGACCUAUCUGAUCAGAGAUCUCGCAGUAACAGUGCAGAGGGAUCAGACUCUUCGACUCCAAAAGCAAUCAGUGACCUAGCAGCCCGCAGAGCUCGACACAGGCUAUUAUCUGGAGAAUCAACUGAGAAGCGGACCUCCAGGCCUGUCAAUAAAGUGAUCAAAUCAGCUUCUGCAACUGCCUUGUCCCUUAUGAUCCCUUCAGAUCAUCAUAUUGGUUCUCCUUUAGCUAGCCCUAUGUCACCACGUUCUUUAUCAUCCAAUCCAUCUUCACGGGAUUCUUCACCAAGCCGAGAUUUUUCUCCAGCAGUAAGCAAUUUGAAACCUCCAAUCAUUAUCCACAGAGCUGGGAAAAAAUAUGGGUUUACGCUUCGUGCUAUCCGAGUUUACAUGGGAGAGAGUGAUAUCUUUACUGUUCACCAUAUGGUCUGGCAUGUUGAGAGUGAUGGACCUGCCCACGAUGCUGGCCUACGUGCUGGAGACUUGAUAACUCAUGUAAAUGGAGAACCUGUCCACGGUCUAGUGCACACAGAGGUGGUGGAACUCAUAUUAAAGAGUGGAAACAAGGUUUCAAUAUCAACAACUCCUUUUGAGAAUACAUCAAUCAAGGUUGGGCCAGCUCGGCGAUCUACACACAAGUCAAAGAUGGCAAGGAGGAAUAAGAAGAGUAAAACAAAAGAUGGCCAAGACAGUAAGAAAAGGAAUUCCCUCUUUCGCAAGAUUACAAAACAAGCCUCAUUGCUACAUACAAGUCGGAGUUUGUCCUCCCUGAAUCGAUCGCUUUCAUCGGGUGAAAGUGUGCCAGGUUCACCAACGCACACGCUUUCCCCUCGCUCGCCAACACAGAAUUAUAGGUCCGCAGCAGAUUCUACACAUUCAGUUGCCGGCAAUUCAUCUCAGAGCAGCUCUCCCAAUUCCAGCGUACCCAAUUCUCCAGCUAGUUCUGGUCACAUUCGUCCAAGCUCUCUCCAAGGACUGGCACCUAAGCUUCAACGGCAGUAUAGAUCACCAAGACGCAAGUCUGCAGGAAACAUCCCUCUGUCUCCCCUUGCUCGCACUCCGUCACCUACUCCACAACCAACUUCGCCUCAGCGCUCCCCAUCUCCAUUACCUUCACAUUCUCUGGGUAGUUCAAAUGCAGCACAAUCAUUCCCAGUGAAAUUACAUUCGUCACCACCAUUAGUCAGGCAGAAAUCCAGGCCCAAAAGUGCUGAACCACCAAGAUCACCAUUAUUAAAAAGAGUCCAGUCUGCUGAAAAAUUGGCUGCCACUUUAUCAUCUGAAAAGAAGUUGUCAUCUUCCCGAAAGCAUAGCCUGGAUAUAUCACAUUCUGAAUUCAAGAAGGAAAUGCUGCAGAGGGACCCCAGUCUACAGAGUUUACAGGAGUCUGCCAAUGAAUCGUCAGGCAGUAAACGUGGCCCUGCAGAAAAGGGAACUCUAAAGCAACCUGCUGCUAGAAAAAUUGGAAGGCAAGAACAUUCAGAUGGAAUGAAUAGGGGAAAGCUCAAUGACAAAUUAGUAGCAAUAAGACAUGACAGGGCAGAAAGGAGAGAAGCACUACAAAAGCAGGAUGCCAUUCGUGAGGUAGAUGUCUCUGAAGAUGAAAGUGAUGAAGGUUCAGAAGACCAUCAGGAAAGAAAGAAGUUGCAAUGGCCCUGUGUUCAAAAAGAAGAUUCAAAUUUAGAUGAACUAGGUUGUGUCUCACAUAAAGCAGAAAGCAGGGAUUCUUCGGAAGAUGACCUCAGUUCUGCAUUUGUUUGUGAGGCUAAAGAAAUGAGAUCUACAGAAAUGAACUUAGCUCUGCUUCCAGAGCUCAGUGUUGGGAGAACUAUAUUGGACAGUACAAUACCGCAUAAAAUGGGAGAACUUGAUCAAUCAGAAGAUUGUACAAUCAACACAGCACGUGUAGAAAAACCCAUGUUAGAACAUGCUGCUUCUGGAAUCCACAAGAAUGGCCAGCUUAAAACAGAUUCCAAUAACUUAAAAGCCAUUGAAACAAAACAACCUGUGCUAGAUAUUGCCACUACAAAGAAUGACUCCUCCAAGACUACAUUAAUGCAAAAAGCGCUGGAGGAAGCAUCAAGCCAAGUGCUUGGAAAGGCAGCAUCAUUCAAAAUACAACAAGGCGUUCAAACUAGUUUAUUAGAAUCUAGCAAGGAUAAUGACAGUAGUCCUCUUAAUCAAAUAAUGCACAUAUCAAAGGAUGCACAUCAGAAACUUUCAGAAGCAACUGAUAAACUAAUUGCAUGCUAUUCCCCUAUAGCUGACAAUUUACUUCUCAGAUCAGGAUCCCCUCAACCUUCAAAGCCAUCCAAGAAAAUUGAAGAUCUGAAGAAGUUGGCCACUGGAACUGAAAGCACGGCAAAGGAUGAGAUCAAAGGGCAGAGUGCAAAUAAACAAAAAGAUGCAUUUGAAAUUAGCGAAAAGCCUCUUCCGUCAAAUAAUGUGAAGUGUCAAGAAGCAAUUAACCAAUCCGCUAUUGGGGAAGUAGAAAGAAAAAUAAGCCAAUGUGAGCAAAGGUUAAAAGAAAAUGAAGAGAUGCUCACUAAAAGUCAACUUGCCUUCAGCACGGAGAGCACUGGCUCAAAAUAUUCUCCAGUUAGCUUUGCUAAAACACCUUUUGUUUCCCAUUUAGCUACUGUUGCCAAAAAUGUGCUGGGUCCAGUGAAAUUGGCUAUCCCUGGAAUAACAGAGACCGAGAGGAGGAAAGAAUUAGGGUCAGAAGAAUUGAUGGCCAGAAAUGAAAAGCAAGUGUCACAGUUUACCACAUUUCAAAGUGCAGCUGUGCCCUCACUGCCUGCAAAUGCAAAAUCACAAUUUGAAGAAAAGGUCAUUCUUUGUGGAUCUUUGUUAAAACCUGACCAAGUCACAGGAGUAUUAAGUGAACAAAGAGUUUUGCAGGAUACUACAGGAAGUUCAUUAUCAAGAGAACAACAAUCCUGUGUGGAAAAAUGUGAGAAAGAUCAAUCUGGGAGCUGUCAAUUCAAAACUAAGCAACCUGUAGACAAGAAAGGACAAGAUUCCCAGCUUUCACAGAAAUUUACGUGAUAAUUAGAAAACAUAAUUGGAAUGUUUCCAUUGUAUGCAAGUGGUCAUCUGGAUCUAACUAAAAAAAUUUCUUUUGGAGGCUCCUUAAAGCUAGUUUGACUUUAUUUCCUUUUACAGUUCCAAAAAAACACUCAGUAAGAUAUUUGUGAAUAGUUUAGCAUAUCCUUAACACUAAAUUCAGUUUUGGAGGCAAUGCUUGUGCUGCCAAAGUGAGCUAACAAUCAGUGUAUUAGGAGUUAUUUUUCUUUUUUGCUAAUGUCAAUAUUGACUUUAUGUUGGACCAACAACCUUUUGAAAGAAGCAAAGCGGAUGAUAAUUUCUGUGUACACUGUGAUUUGAUGAGAAAUGCCAUAAUGAACAUGAGUGCAUCAAGUCAUUUAUCUUAUUUGUCACCCCUAUUUUCUACAUUUUCAUAUUUAACUGAUUCCCAUUUACAAAAUGUCUCUAUUUUCUGCAUUUAUAGCAAGCAGGUCCUCUGAUGUACAGGACAAGUUUGCCAACAAAGCCGUGAUCAAGGCUUAUGCUUUACAACUUACAGGAUUCAUCAUUGUUAUAAAGUUGCCUGAAUCCUUAGCUCUGUAAUGUAUUUUGUCACUAUGCAAAGUAAUACAUUCCUGCAGAGUGCUUCAAGAGUAUAAUGUAAUUUUUCUUUUUUUUUGUAUUAAUGUAUCUGAGAAAUGUAUCUUAUUUAUUGUAAAUAUACACAUGACAGUCUUGGAUGUCUUUAUGGGUUUGUGCCACAUAGAUACUUUGUCUUGGAGGGAUGUAGUGAAUGUGUAAUGGAAAUGCUUUCACAAUUAGAGGAAAGCAUUAAAAAAGCAUUUUAGUAUUUAAUCAACACACAAUCACCAACAACUGUGGUGCAGUAAGCAUUUUUGUGUUCUGUUUUUAUUGCAUGUUGGCUUUAACCCAUUCCCUUCAAACAUACGGAAUUUAAUAUGAUACAAAUUUAGUAAGCUAAUUAAUAUACAAGACCCAUUAAUUCAUAUUUUUAUAUCUCUUGUAUCACUCUUAAAACUUCCCAUGACAGCAAUAAAUUUUGUGUUGGGUUUCAGCUGAUGUGCAGAAUUUGUUUGGUGUAACUCCUCCUCUGUUCAACUUGUAUCAUGUUUUUGUUAAUAAUAUAUUGCACUAAUAGAAGUGGCGCUUUAGUUAGACUAACAAUCUUAGAUUGCUUUGUUUUAGCUACAUUCAGCUAAAUGUGUCAGUUAGUUGAACUGAGUAAGUUAGACUGUCAGUGAUUAAUACUGACUAAAUUUUAAUUGCUGUGUUUGAUUUUUUUAUAUAUAAAAAACAAAACUAGUAAAAAUAAGCUGUGGACUUUAUGGGCACUCUGGAACCUAUACUUGCAGUGCAUCUGACUGAAUUUCUUUAUUGCUAUGAUGUUUUCAUUCAAAGGUAAUGAGGAAAAUACUUGAAAUAAAAGGGUUGUGUUUACUG